Messenger RNA from Quercus robur (English oak), 1323 nucleotides. RefSeq lists its product as uncharacterized. Gene Ontology annotation, molecular function: protein-disulfide reductase activity. The record is from RefSeq and is a predicted model, not a curated record. NCBI's taxonomy places the organism in Eukaryota, Viridiplantae, Streptophyta, Magnoliopsida, Fagales, Fagaceae. Bases 66 to 827 code for a protein of 253 amino acids. The transcript has 9 exons.
UAAGGAAACGAAACAAAACACCGAACCCUUCAAAAUUCAAGAGCUGAUUUUUAAGAAAAGAAGCAAUGGCAUUGAGAGGAGCUGUUGCCACAGCUUGUAACGUUGGAGGAAGACACAGAAACCCAUCUCUCCUAUCAAUUCCUCACUAUCUUAAACUCAAAUUCCAUUACCCUCCUUCACAUGCUCUCCAUAGAGUCACAGCUUUUCCAAUAUACCAACCCGGACUUAAAUAUCCAAUCCGCGCAAUAAGCAAGGCUACUGUGGAUCCCUUAACACCCAAGAAAGAAGAUGAAGAACAAUCUCCUCAGAAUUGGACAAUUAAAAUGUUAUAUGAUGGGGACUGCCCGCUUUGCAUGCGUGAGGUUAACAUGCUCAGGGAGAGGAAUAAGAACUAUGGUACGAUCAAAUUUGUUGAUAUAAGUUCUAAUGAAUACUCUCCAGAGGAAAAUCAAGGCCUAGACUACAAAUCUAAAUUUCCUGAAAAAUCCAGGUUAAAUCAUUUGGCUCUAUGCUUUGGCCAUGGGAAAGUAAAUGAUAACUUUGUAAAAUACUUAAUGGUAAUGGGAAGGAUUCAUGCCAUCCUCUCUGAUGGAACUGUAGUCACUAAUGUUGAAGCAUUUAGAAGACUAUAUGAACAAGUUGGUCUUGGUUGGGUUUAUGCCAUUACCAAAUAUGAACCUAUUGCAACAAUAACUGAUUCUAUAUAUGGUGUUUGGGCUAAAUAUCGUCUUCAAAUCACAGGCCGGCCACCUUUAGAAGACAUUUUGGAAUUACGAAAGAAAAAUAAGGAUGAAGUAUGUAAUGACAAAAAUUCAUGUAAGAAGUGAACUUGCUUGAUAAUUGCAAGAAAUCAGAGCUUUCCAGGUUUGCUCUUCAUCUGCUUACAUAUAUGAUCUUAAAAAAGAGCUGUAUGUGAGCUCAUAGCCAGAACUUGUAACAAGAAAAAGAGGUGUGGCAAUUCAUAUGCUUUUUUCAAUUAAUUUUAGUCAUCAAAUAGUAUAGUGAUUUGAUGCUUUUGUAAUGCAUAAUGAUGUGACAAUUCACUUUUGUUGGAUGGGAAAUGGGGGAUAAUCAAGAAUCCCCACUUUAGAAUUAGUAAAUUAGAGCUUUUGCUUAUUUUAUUAAGCUAGUUUCCACUUUGAACUGCUAGUGGUUGAUAACUUGAUAUGGAUUAUUCUGAAAAGAUGAGUCUAGGGAGGUCUAGUCGUUCAUGGCAAUUAGUUUUUGUCUGUAUAUAAGGUUUGACAGUCUGAUUGAUUCUCAAACUUCACAAUUGAGUCACUCAAAGAAGUUUGUCAUAAUUUUAUGCUCUAAUUUUAGUUC